Messenger RNA from Dicentrarchus labrax (European seabass), 1082 nucleotides. RefSeq names its product dicarbonyl/L-xylulose reductase (gene dcxr). Gene Ontology annotation, biological process: glucose metabolic process; xylulose metabolic process. Gene Ontology annotation, molecular function: carbonyl reductase (NADPH) activity; L-xylulose reductase (NADPH) activity. The coding region runs from base 209 to 961 and encodes 250 amino acids. Lineage: Eukaryota; Metazoa; Chordata; Actinopteri; Moronidae. The transcript has 9 exons. The record is from RefSeq and is a predicted model, not a curated record.
UACCGGCUGUGUGUCUUAUUGUACUUUGGGUGAAGUGCUGUGUGCCACCUCACAGUGACUGUGCACACUGACCUGGAAGACAAACAUGUUUUGACCAUUAGCCUUUAACUUCGGUUUAAUGUUUGAGCCCAGCGGAACACAGAGACUCCACUUCCUGCAGUCUGCAGUGCGGACCCACGGAGACUGCUGAUCUCGGAGCUGAUCGAACAUGGAGAUUUCAUUUACAGGCAAACGGGCUCUGGUCACUGGAGCAGGAAAAGGGAUUGGCAGGGCCACGGCUCUGGCUCUGGCACGCUGCGGGGCAAAGGUCGUAGCGGUCACACGCACGCAGGCCGACCUGAGCAGUCUGGUGCAGGAGUGCGCCUCCAUCUCCCCGGUGUGUGUGGACCUGGCGGACUGGGGGGCCACGGAGGUGGCCCUGCGGGACAUCGGCCCCAUCGAUCUGCUGGUAAACAACGCUGCCUGUGCCAGCCUGCAGCCCUUUCUGGAGGUCACACCUGACCAGUUUAACCACUCAUUCGAUGUGAAUGUGAAAGCUGUGCUGCAUGUCUCCCAGCUCUGUGUCUCUGGUCAGAUAGUGGCUCGUGGUAUGAAGGCCAGAGGAUCAGGAGGCUCCAUUGUCAACUUGUCCAGCCAGGCAUCACAGUGUGCCCUAAGAGACCACGCUGUCUACUGUGCCACUAAAGGAGCUCUGGACAUGCUGACUAAAGUGAUGGCCCUAGAGCUGGGACCCUACCAGAUCCGUGUGAACAGUGUGAACCCCACUGUGGUGAUGACAGAGAUGGGUCGCCUGGGCUGGAGCGAACCCGAAAAAGCCAAGACCAUAACGUCCCGCAUACCCCUAGGCCGCUUUGCAGAGGUGGAGGACGUGGUGAAUAGUAUUUUAUUCCUGCUGAGUGAUAAGAGCAACAUGACUAAUGGAGUCACUCUGCCAGUGGACGGAGGCUUCCUGGCCUGCUGACCAACACAAGCACAGCGACCAUCUGCUCAAAGGAAACAUACUUCUUCUUAUCAACUCACUGCAUUAUACAAAGAAACAUAGAUCAGUUUGUGUCAGUAAUUAAACUCAACGUCUAAUUUCC